AUGCCUCACUUCUUUCAGUCUGCUUUGAUCAAACCGGGGUAUGAGCACACGCUUUUGCAAGAAAUUGUCCAAAAAACCUACUCAAUGAAUAAGGCCAAAGGUGAUCAGGAAACCGGUGCUCUAUACACGUUUUUUGCUGUUGUUUCGGAAGUCAGUCCUCCAAAGUCGCUACAGGUUAACCGGAAAGCUAAACUUGUUAAUAAUUUCGCGAAUCUCGAUAACGCUCAGACAGAAGCCAGCAAUGUGCAUCAGCAAGCUGAUGAUAUGGAAACAUUGAAGAAGUGUGAACUGUUCGUGUAUGAUGAGACCUGUAGCAGAUUUCCUGUCACAUUGUGGAAUGAGGACUGGAUUCAUUUGGCCGUGACCACAUUCAUUCCAAACGUUACGAUUUUAUCAUUUGUGGACUGUCCAGUGAAGUACGACAAAUAUCGUCGUGGUGUGGCUGCCACACCAAAUGCACGGACAGUGAUCAUCGUUGCACCGGAAUGCGAGGAAGCCAAUCAAUUAAGUCACUAUAUUAAACAAACUGGUAACCGUGCCCCGGGAAGCAUACAAUUUAUUAACAACACACAGAGUAACGAAGAAAACCCGUUCACUCAACCAAUGCCAACAUUCAGUAGAAGACUACCUGCUGAGAUUAAAACUGUUCCACUAAACAGUAUACAUCACAUUGUGACAGUUAAUGAGUUAAAGACUGGCAAAGGGGACUUCAUUAUACCAUCUACGAAAGAGGCCUACAUGAUUCUGCAUGCCUCUUCCUGUAGUGCCGCUGUUCCUUUCAUCACUUUUGAGUUAAGUGGUGGCUCGACACAGUCAUAG
Molecule: messenger RNA, 819 nt
Organism: Echinostoma caproni
Lineage: Eukaryota; Metazoa; Platyhelminthes; Trematoda; Plagiorchiida; Echinostomatidae
Source: the annotation of a GenBank genome assembly